Molecule: messenger RNA, 3960 nt
Organism: Galeopterus variegatus (Sunda flying lemur)
Lineage: Eukaryota; Metazoa; Chordata; Mammalia; Dermoptera; Cynocephalidae
Gene: ZFP90
Product: ZFP90 zinc finger protein
Exons: 2
Biological process (GO): regulation of transcription by RNA polymerase II
Cellular component (GO): nucleus
Molecular function (GO): RNA polymerase II cis-regulatory region sequence-specific DNA binding; DNA-binding transcription activator activity, RNA polymerase II-specific
Source: RefSeq, a predicted model, not a curated record
GGAUAUCAAGUUUCCAAGCCAGAGGUGAUCUUCAAAUUGGAGCAAGGAGAAGAGCCAUGGAUAUCAGAGGGAGAAAUCCAAAGACCUUUCUGUCCAGACUGGAAGACCAGGCUUGAAGCCAAAUCAUCAAUUCUGCAGCGGGGCAUAUCUGAAGUAUCUCAUAGCACAGAUGAUCUCUUACAUGCCACAUUAGAAGACUCCUGGGAUGUUAGCAGCCAGUUAGAGAGACACCAGGAAAACUGGAAGAGACAUCUGGAUCCAGAGGCAUCCACCCAGAAGAAAAUAAUCACACCAGAAGAAAGUUUUGAGCAAAAUAAAUUUGGUGAAAACUCUAGAUUGAACACAGACCUGGUUACACAGUUGAGCAUUCCUUCAAGAAUAAGGCCUAGUGAAUGUGAGACAUUUGGAAGCAAUUUGGUACGUAAUUCAGACUUACUUAAUCAGAACAAUAUCCUUGCAAAAAAGAAACCCUAUAAGUGUAAUAAAUGUAGAAAAGCUUUUAUCCAUAGAUCAUCACUUACUAAACAUGAGAAAACUCAUAAAGGUGAAGGAGCAUUCACCAAUGGUACAGAUCAGGGAAUUUAUCCUGGAAAGAAACACCAUGAAUGUACUGACUGUGGGAAAACCUUCCUCUGGAAGACACAGCUUACUGAGCAUCAGAGAAUUCACACUGGGGAAAAGCCCUUUGAAUGCAAUGUGUGUGGAAAGGCCUUCAGGCAUAGCUCAUCCCUUGGUCAGCAUGAGAAUGCUCAUACUGGAGAGAAACCCUAUCAGUGCAGUCUCUGUGGGAAAGCCUUCCAGCGCAGCUCCUCCCUUGUUCAACACCAGAGAAUUCACACUGGAGAGAAACCAUAUCGAUGUAAUCUGUGUGGGAGGUCCUUUAGGCAUGGCACAUCCCUCACUCAACAUGAGGUCACACAUAGUGGAGAGAAACCCUUCCAAUGUAAGGAAUGUGGGAAAGCUUUUAGUCGAUGUUCUUCCCUUGUCCAACAUGAGAGGACUCAUACUGGAGAGAAACCUUUUGAAUGUAGCAUAUGUGGGAGGGCUUUUGGUCAGAGCCCAUCCCUUUAUAAACACAUGAGGAUUCAUAAGAGAGGCAAACCUUACCAAAGCAGUAACUACAGCAUAGAUUUCAAGCACAGCUCAUCGCUUACUCAAGAUGAAAACACUCUCAGAGAAGUGAAGUCCUAUCACUGUAAUGACUGUGGGGAAGACUUCAGUCACAUUACAGACUUUACUGAUCAUCAGAGGAUCCAUACUGGAGAGAACCUCUAUGAUUGUGAGCAGGCCUUUAGUCAACAACCUAUUUCCCAUCCUGGAGACAAACCCUAUCAAUGUAAUGUAUGUGGAAAAGCUUUCAAAAGAAGUACAAGUUUCAUAGAGCAUCACAGAAUUCAUACUGGAGAAAAACCUUAUGAAUGUAAUGAAUGUGGAGAAGCCUUCAGUCGACGCUCAUCACUUACUCAACAUGAGAGAACCCACACUGGAGAAAAACCCUAUGAAUGUAUUGACUGUGGGAAAGCCUUCAGUCAAAGUUCAUCCCUUAUUCAGCAUGAAAGAACUCAUACUGGAGAGAAACCAUAUGAAUGUAAUGAAUGUGGACGAGCCUUCCGAAAGAAAACCAACCUGCAUGAUCAUCAGAGAAUUCAUACUGGAGAAAAACCCUAUUCUUGUAAGGAAUGUGGGAAAAAUUUCAGUCGAAGCUCAGCUCUUACUAAACACCUCAGAAUUCAUACACGAAAUAAACUCUAGGAACACUUAUGCUUUAGCUAAAAUGUUGUUCUGAUUCAGUAUCAGUGGAUUCUUACCAGAGAGAAAGCUUGAGAGUGUAAAGAAGUGUUUGUGUGUGUGUGCACGUGUGUAGAGAACUGUGCCAGUAGACAGAAUUUUUUUAAAAUAAAUAAAAGCCACAUUCUCAGAGAGAGUGUGUGUGUGUGUGUGUGUGUGUGAGUAGAAAACUCUGUGCCAGUAAACGGAAUUUUUUUUUAAUAAAUAAAAGCUACAUUCUCAGAUCUGAUUACAGACUUUUGUAAAAAUUAAAACUACAAACAUCCAAACGUGUAGCCAAUUGGAAAUGAUAAAUCUAUAUAUCGGUCUUUAUAAAGCUUCUGAGUAUGUGUAUGGAGGAGAUCACCAAAUUUUAACAGCUUGGCUUGUACCCUCAUGGUUUACAGCCUUUUUAAAAAAAUAAAACUCCUGCAGUAAUAACCUAAACUCAUUUUUAAAGUUGCUUGACAAUUGCACUCAACUGAAGCUCCUACAUUAAAUUCACCAUGGAAACCAGUUCCACCUCCAGGAAUUCACUAUUCAAUGAAUUAGAUCAACUGGCUUUACCCCUUCACUGUGCACACAAAGAGACUGAAAGCCAAAGAUGUGAAGUGGUUUGCACAGUAUGAUACAGCCUGUAAUGGCAAAGGUGGGUGGAGAAUGCAAGUUUCCUGGAUCUUUGGCCCCAGGGAAUUUGGGGAUUCAGCAGGCUUUAAAAUAAACAUUACAUUUGGGGAUACAUCAGAUGAGCACCCAUGGGUUGUACACUUUGGGAAUUUGUAAAAGCAUAAGAGGCAGUGAAAUGUAUGCAAAUUUGUCACAAACUUAUUUAAAGCAACUUGUUGGAAGCUUACAAACCAAAAUGUUAACAGAAACUAUAGAUAGUUGAGCUACUGAUGACUUUUUUCCUUUUCACAGUUAUAAUUAUACUUUCAUCUAAUAUAUCUGUUUCAUAGAACUAUUAAGUCCUCUUAUUAUGCUUUUUAUGGCACUCCCAUGAAAAAGCACUGCCCCAAGAUUCCUAUAUCAGAUCAAUGGGAAAACAACACAAAACUAAGACGAGAACUUUUGCCCAAAUUAAUUUUACUAUAGAGAAGUAUAAGUCCAAUUACCCAUUGCCGUAAGUUUUGUCUGUGACUCAGUUUAGAGAAACAGCAUGUAUUGGCUCAUUUUGUGAGCAAAGGAAAUAUCUCAAAAACAAAAUCAUCUUGUUUUAGCUCUGUGGUACUUUUCCAGCAGUAAAGCAUGAGCUAAGGUUCAGUGGCUUGCUCUGAUCCUUAAUAUCCCCUGAUGUCUCCCAUGGGCUAUCCUAAAGAACUUUCCAGAACCUUUCUUGGUUCAUUGACAUCAACAGUGCAGACAAAUGUGGAAGCAACUGUGGACAGUGACUUCUUUCACACAAGGGCCCCUCCCCGCUAAGGCAAAUUUUCCCAGCCUCCAAAUCAUGAAUUACAGGGAGGGGUGAUAUGGGUGGUGUUGAUGGUGAACCUUUCCUACUGGCUUCUUUGCAUGCCAAGUAGCAGGAUCCAUUGCCCUCCUCAUCCUGGACAGCAUGAGGCAGUUCCCAAGCACUCUUCAUUCUUUGCAGGGAAAAAUGUGCAUAGGGGCUGAAGCGUGUUAUGUGUAGCCCAAUGAAUAUAUCACCUGCAAAGCAAGAUGGAUAGUCCACAGCAGGUCUGCCCUUCCAAGAUGUUAACCAAGAAAAAAACCUUGCUUAUGACACUCUAGUCUUAGUGCAUAUACAGUGCCAAGGCCAUGCUGAGUUGUCUGAUAAAUAGUUUGACAGUGGGUAAUUCCAUUCAGACCCUCCCCUAGUGAUCGGCUAGGUUGCCUGUCAGGAACUAAUUUUGCUACUGAUUGGGGAUCCCUACAGUGGACUACUUGCAGGAAUGGCAUGAACUAAGCAAUUGUGUGCUGCCCCAGUGUUAUGGAAGUUUAUAAAAACUUAGAAGACCCAAAGGAAACCACAGGUUUGUGUAUGGAGCCUGGUGUAGAUCCAGCCACCACUCUGAAUCUCAGCACAUCUUCAUUGACAGGAAGCUCAGGAUGUAUGUGUAGCUGACUGAGCAGAGGGCUUUCCUAGUCCAGCAGCCAUGCACCGUGCAUUUAUGGACACCCAGCCUUGUAGGGCUGUGUGAACUGCAUCCUUGUAACAUCAUUGUAUUCUUUCAAUAAAUAGCCUUCUGAGUUGAA